Messenger RNA from Sinocyclocheilus anshuiensis, 1337 nucleotides. RefSeq names its product probable alpha-ketoglutarate-dependent hypophosphite dioxygenase. The coding region runs from base 115 to 1017 and encodes 300 amino acids. The record is from RefSeq and is a predicted model, not a curated record. Lineage: Eukaryota; Metazoa; Chordata; Actinopteri; Cypriniformes; Cyprinidae. The transcript has 8 exons.
AGUGAAGAGCAAGACAUCUUAGGACGAAACAGCCUGAAGAGCAAAGAACAGCUUGAACCAAGAGGAAAUCAGCAUCUCGGUGUGCACAGCUGAGCUUUAGCCCUUGAGAAGCAAAUGAAGCAAGAGACGGCGUUCUCAGCACAUCUCCAGCAGACAAGAGGAAGUUUCACUGCAUUUUCAGACAUGAAGAGAGACGCGGCUGAGAUUCAGGCCUUGUACGAGCAGCAGGGGUACAUGUCGGCCAUUCCCAACCUGAGUCCUGAAGAGCUGCAGCAGGCCCGGGAUGCCUUCGCUGAGCUGGAGAGAAAACAUGGUGAAGAUUACACCGCUUACAGCCUUCAUAAUGUCCACAAGGAGUAUGACUGGGUGAUGGGCCUCGCCAAGCACCCUAAGCUUCUGGAGGCGGUCAUAGCAGUUCUGGGGCCAGACGUCAUCCUGCUGGACUCCAGAUUCAUUUGUAAAUAUCCAGUAUGUAAGACGCAAGAAAGCACCGGCGUCAUCCAACCGAACAACACCUGUGAUAAGGAAAAGGACGGUGUUGAGAAGACAGAUGGGAUGCCGUUUGUGGCCUGGCACCAGGAUAUGAAGUACUGGGGCUUUGAUGGAGGUCCCGUUCUGUCCGUCUGGCUCGCUCUGGAUGACUCACUUGAGGACAACGGAGCACUGCAGGUUAUUCCAGGAAGCCACCACUCUGGUCUUCUGCCCCAUUACCAGUCAAAACGAGCUGGCAACAUGCUAAGCGUCAAUCAGGAGAUCCCAGAGGAGCUGGUGGAGACGGAGAAGGCCAUCUUAUGCCCCCUUCAAGCUGGUCAGAUGUCUAUCCAUGAUGGCCUUCUGGUUCAUGCCAGCGAUCCCAACACAUCUAAUAGGAGGCGCUGUGGCUAUGUGAUCCGAUAUGUCCCUACAUCCACUUAUCCAAUCCAGGACCCUGAGCGUCCCAGGACUUUUCUUGCCACGGUGCUGGUCAGCGGUAUUGACAAACACAACCAUUUCUCCAACAAAACCUCCAAACUGUGACCGGUUUAUAAUGACCUCUUUAUUUAAGACAUGGGUGCUUUAGCUUUAUGAACUAAUUAAACUUUAACAAUGUGUGUCAAAUGAAACAGCGUUUUUUUUUUUAGCUGUUAUACCUGUUUUUCUUAUUACUUAGCAUUACUUGUGACAAUUUGAAAGUUUAUAUUUAUAUGUCCUAUAUACAUUUUUUUUAUUUAAAAUUUGGGUAUGUAUCUUUCAGGCUUUUCAGGAAAUCAUGUGUUGUGGGAUUUUGAACUGUAUGUGUCCUUUGACUGUCACUUUCUGAAUAUGGAACUGAUCUGAAAUACUCAAUAAAUUGUUCA